Messenger RNA from Penicillium waksmanii, 306 nucleotides. RefSeq lists its product as uncharacterized. The coding region runs from base 1 to 306 and encodes 101 amino acids. The transcript has a single exon. Lineage: Eukaryota; Fungi; Ascomycota; Eurotiomycetes; Eurotiales; Aspergillaceae. The record is from RefSeq and is a predicted model, not a curated record.
AUGCGUUCUGCUCUUCUCACCCUUUUGUGCUGCUCUGUUGUCACUGCGCUCACUGGAAAAGAAGCUCUAGCAAAGUGGGGUGGACCUCGAGGUGGAGGGAUUUCCCACGGGGGUAAUAAUAUUGGCAAUGGAGAUGGCGGUGGGAUUACCAUUGACACUGGGGGUGGUGAUAUUGGAGACAUUGGGGUUGGGGUUGGGGGUGGUGGUGGCUGCGACCAUGCCGGUUGUGACGCCAAGGUAAGAUUCGGGAUACCCAAAGAGGUUGCUGAUACUAACAUACUGAUUCAAUUAAGUGCCGGAGAUUAG